This is a messenger RNA of Talaromyces marneffei, 1044 nucleotides long. RefSeq lists its product as uncharacterized. NCBI's taxonomy places the organism in Eukaryota, Fungi, Ascomycota, Eurotiomycetes, Eurotiales, Trichocomaceae. The record is from RefSeq and is a predicted model, not a curated record. The transcript has 3 exons. The coding region runs from base 1 to 1044 and encodes 347 amino acids.
AUGGAUGAAUAUGCAAGCAAUAUCCCGUCUGACAUCGCCAAUGCCUAUUCCGUUGGCCAUAUACCUCCCGAUAUCACACUCGCAACCCUGCUACAAUCGCGCGAUGCCUCUAGCAAGACUGGCAUAUAUGUCGUCUUCGCUUUGUCCUUUAUCUUUUUGAUAUUUCGAUGUUAUUCGCGGAUAUUCGUUGUUAGAAGAUUCGGGUUGGAUGAUUGGUUGGCGUGUCUUACUUUUAUUCUCUAUAUACCACUCGUGCCAUUAUGCGUUUUAUUAAUCAACAACGGAAACGGUCGACGCAGCGCCUACGUUAACUAUGUCAUGUCCCUAGACGAAGAUCGGAUGAACUAUGGCGAAUUAUUGGACAUUAUCAUGCACUUCCUCUACAUUAUUGCACUCUUUACCUGUAGACUUUCUGGUCUCGCAUUCUAUCGUCGACUCUCCGACGCCCACGCCAAACUCUACAUUUCCAUUCGUGUCUGCACAAUCGUUUUCAUAUUCUUCUUUAUAGCGCAAUUUUUCCUACUCUUAUUUCAUUGCCUUCCGGUCACCGGCAAAUGGCCAUACUCGUGGCAGGCGGAUUAUCACGUAUACAAAUGCAUGACCUGGGGCGCGGUGUAUAUCACUAUUUCAUGCCUAUCCUUUGCAUGCGACGUCGUCAUGUUUGUCAUUUCAUCCAUGCUGAUUCAUCUCUUGCAUGUGCCGUUAAGGAGGAAACUGGAACUCGCCUGCGUUAUGUUUCCCGGUGUACUUGCCCUCAUCAUAUCAGGCGCUCGCAUAGUCCUAGUUUGUCUGGGUCAAUGGUCGACUGACAAUACAUGGUACUACGAUCCACAACUCGCGGUUGAGAUGUCGGAGAUAGGGGCUACUCUUAUUGCGUUAUCUGUGCCUGCUCUGAAACUGCUUUUUGGCGUCUACGUUCUCACACGAAUUCGUUCCAGUACGAGUGAUGAUAACAGUGGCCGCCCUCCUCAGCCGAUCCAAUUGAAGAAAAUAAGUAAUUUUACUUUACGUGCGCUUGGUGAGGAUCAUGGGAAUCCUACAUGA